CAUGCGACUAAAGUCGAACAAACAAAGCCACUCCUUCAAGGUUUCACGCUUUAUUGUUUAGUUAUCAGUUUCUCUCUUCUACUUGUACUUCAAUCAUGCCACCAAAAGCAGCACCCGGACAGCCUCGUGGAGGCGGUGUAGGCGGUGUAGGCGGCGGCGGCGGCGGCGGCGGCAGAGGUGGUCGUGGCGGUGGUCGCGGCGGCCCUCGCGGUGGACCACCUCCUCGCGGCGGCCCAGCUGGGGGAAGAACAGUUCAUGCUCCCACUGGUCCCGCCGCUCUGCCUGGAAGCCAUGUUCAGGCCGUGGGGGUAAAACGACCUGGAUAUGGAACGGCAGGCAGAGCAGUGACCGUAUUCUCCAACUUCUUCAAGAUAAGUCUCCCAGAAAGCGUUAUCCAUCACUACGACGGUUGUGAUCUCGCCUGAUGAGAAGGUACUUCCAGCACGCUUAAACAUGGACUUGAUCCAUCACCUUCAAACUAUCGAUGCCGUCGAUGUCUUUACACCCCGGGCCGUCUACGAUGGGCGAAAGAACCUCUUCGCCCCCAGGGAACUGCCUUUCGGUCCACAGAACAGCCAAGAGUUUGAUGUAUGCCUCUCCGAUGACCCCAAUCGCGGAAGC
Messenger RNA from Suillus plorans, 621 nucleotides. RefSeq lists its product as uncharacterized. The transcript is spliced from 3 exons. The coding region runs from base 96 to 425 and encodes 109 amino acids. NCBI's taxonomy places the organism in Eukaryota, Fungi, Basidiomycota, Agaricomycetes, Boletales, Suillaceae. The record is from RefSeq and is a predicted model, not a curated record.